AGGUCGUAAAUUGUUGAUUGAUUGUUAUUCAUUGCCCCUUCCGAGUUCUGUUGCUGCAUGUGAUGCUUACAGCAAACCGAUUGCAUGCAAGCUUGAGUAAAGAAGUCGUUCUGCCAAAGAAGAAAUCGAAGUUAAAAAGCAAGGCAAAAGUGACUUUUAAAAGGCACCGCCAAAGUCAUAGACAAAAGAGAAACUUCUUUUAGCAUCAACUUGACUGCCGAUCUUUUUGCUCACCUUGUGUUCAAAAUAGUUCAAUGAAGUAUCGUAGCCUCUUCCUUUGGGAGUAUGUUUGGGUGUCGCCAUUCCUACAUCCCACUUGCCGACGUAAUGUGUGGCAUAGCCACCCCUUUUCAAGUGUUCUGCCAAACCAGUGAGAUUGCGUGGCAUUCCCGAACUGGGAACUUCUGGGUUCUUGAGUGUGGUUUGUACAUGGACUGGAAAUCGUCCUGACUGCAGUGCUGUGCGGGUUCCCGUGCAACUGCAGUGAACAUAAUGUCUAUGGAGUUGGAGCCCUUCUUGCUGUGCCAAACGGUCCAUGACAGGAGUCUGGACUUCAGGUCGACGAUUCAUAUUGGUAGCAGUAGUUUCAUGUUGAUGAAAUCCGACAUCACCCCAACCAAGAUCGUCAAUCAAGACAAAUAGAAUAUGAGGGGGAGUUUGACCGUUGGUACCGGUAGUGGCGGCAGAACAAGAGAGGAAUUCCAGAAACAAGAACACCAAAGUCAGCCUCAGCCAUCCAUCAUUACUGCACAUCGACAUUGUUUCUCUUGAUUGCCUCCCUUUGCUAUUUCUCAUGGAGCCGUCAGUCUCAUGCCUCGUUGAUUGAAUUCCACAGUGUGCUGCAUCCAAACCCCCUGUCGUUUGGAUCCAAACUCGGGAUCUGAUCCAUUUCGAUCUUUGCUCCCUCUUUGCCUCAUUUUUUGGUCUGACCUCCAACCGCCGACGCGCACAAGCCCUGCCAUCCACAAAAAAAUCUUUGCUUCCGCACCGGCACCAAACCGCGCCCCCACAACUUCCAAAGCUGACAAUGAUGACCAUGGAUGUCUCACUACAUGUAUCCUUUUCUACGAGUAGUUAGUUGUCUGGCUAGGCAGCUGCUAGAUGUUACUGUUGAGUUCUGACGAAAGAGGUUGAUUCGAUUGAUAUUCCUUUGAUUGAUUGAAUCGAAUCGAAUCAUUGAUUAAUUUUCACGGCGGGGCUAGUAGAGUAGUAGAUUCGUUUAGAAGACAAUGGCCAAGAAGCGAUCACAAUGUCGCUCCAAGAGUUGCGUUCGGUCUCGAAAGAGGAGAAUCCGUGUCGACAAUAAGGAGGUUUUGCCAGACGAUAACCGCCAGAACAACAGUCGAGUGUCCGUGUUUGAAGACUACUUGUACGUUCAGAAUUGGCUUUUCGAAAAAGAAUUCUACCGCUUUCUAUCGACACUGCGACGGCCGCUGCCUGUGUGUUUUCGCAUCCGCGAUAAUUUCGAGGACUAUGGCUUUCAGCAAUUGCUUCACGAGGAGAGGGCUCACGAUCAAGCACGACAAAUGCCUGGAGGUGCCUGGCAGCUUCCGUCGUCGGCACUGCAAGCCUAUCCUCGCAUUCGCCAGUGGCUCUCCACGCAAACGGCUCAAGGUCACAUUAGUCGACAAGAAUUUGUCAGUAUGAUCCCCGUCUUGUUGUUGGACAUUCAAAGCCAUCACACCGUGCUGGAUCUGUGUGCUUCCCCCGGCAGCAAGACCAUUCAAGCAGUGGAUGCGUUGUAUGCGAACACUACUACUUCCGAGCAGCAGCCCACGGGAUUUGUCAUGGCCAAUGAGCUGGAUCCUCGUCGAGCGUAUGUAUUGGCGCAUCGAUGUCAAGCAACACUCGGAGAACGAAUGAAAUCGUUGGCCGUUGUCAAUCACAAUGCCACCAAAUUUCCAAAUGUAUUGGCACCAUUACGACGAAUAUCAUCCAGCCCAAAAGAACGUCCAUUUGAUCGAAUCAUUUGUGAUGUGCCUUGUUCUGGAGAUGGCACUCUUCGCAAGGAUACCAAGGUCUGGAGGACGUGGCAUCCGUCCUAUGGUAUUCAACUGCACGCCUUGCAAGUCAGGAUUGCCAAACGGGGCAUUGCCUUGCUUCGAAUGGGAGGCAUGAUGACCUACAGUACCUGCUCCUUUCAUCCCAUUGAAAAUGAAGCUGUCGUGGCAGCCUUGUUGGAGACGGGGUGUGUCGAAGUCGUAGCCUGUGAUUGUGUCCGUUCGCUCAAGGGGAUUCGGCGGCGCCAGGGCUUGACAGAAUGGAAGGUCUUGGAUGAUGACUGUCACCAAGUUGCUAGCCACAGUGAUCGACCGGAUUGGCCCUCGACCUUGUGGGCCAAUCGGAAGCAUCAUCGAUCCUUGCAACGAUGCAUUCGAAUGGUACCACACGACAAUGAUUCGGGGGGCUUCUUUAUUGCUCUCUUGCGCAAGAUCCAGGAGUUUCCAGCCAUUGGUGGGUCGGAUGCCAAAACGGAAGCGUCCGCACCGGUAGCGGGAAUGGUCACACCACAAGCCGAGCAUCACAAGCUCUUCCCAGUCAAGGACCACAAUGAGAAGGAUGCCAAGGUGUUCACCCGGGGUCCAACCGGCAAGCGACAAUUUCAGAUUGCCAAUUCUCUGGCUCACUGCCUUACCAACACCCCAGGAUCGGACAAAAUCAAUCUUGUCUACGCUGGCCACAAUGAUGAGAAGAUGGUGGCGCCUUGAAGGCUUCCUUUCGCGAUCAGAAACCAAGAUGGCGUACUGAACCAGAUGGGAGGCAAUCAAAGGGUGAACCCCGUAAUCGGCGAUCGAGUUGUACUGCUAGCUGCAACUUACGGUACAGUAGCAACAUUUUGUCCCCAGCUUCGUCUGAGGCACGUACCGCUACCGUAUAAUAUUGUUGUUUGGAACCCAUACCGGUAGGUUGAGAGAACCCUACAUACACUUUUCAAUCCCAUGCGCAGGAGGAGAGGCAGGACGUGCUGCCGCACACCUGGAGCCUCCUUCACGAACAGCGUCGUGCCUAAUUUUCUCAAACUAGAACCUGGUAACCCAUCUUCGUAGUGUCAGCAUACAGUGCACUCCUUCGUGAUGUCGCAUGUAUGGCUCUCUGACGAGCGGUAGUUGGCCACGAAGUGGCAGUUUGCUGAUGGUACCGCACACACAGCGCAAGCAAUCCGUUGCGACCCGGCAUGGAAGGUUGCUAUGGACAUAGCAGACAGACUGUAAUGCAUCUUCACUCUGCAAUUGAGGAAUGUGUAACUACGCACCAAAAUGUCUUUGUUGCUUGCUUUCCAUUGCGUUACAUUCAAGCGAUGCACUGCUCGCGGACACCCACCUGUUGUAACGAAAGUUUGUUACAUGACCACUAUGCCCAGGCAUAGCUGGCUGCUCUUGUGUGCCUGCUGGUGUACCGUACCGUAUGACCCUCGCUACCACUACCAGUAUGGUAAGGGUACCCACGACGCAGCUUGCUUGGUGCGGGAGUGGAAGUGCGACUGAAGGAAAAUGCAUGCAGCACGGUUCAUCACAAGUUGAGGAAGCAAAACG
Molecule: messenger RNA, 3533 nt
Organism: Seminavis robusta
Lineage: Eukaryota; Bacillariophyta; Bacillariophyceae; Naviculales; Naviculaceae
Source: the annotation of a GenBank genome assembly